Messenger RNA from Clavispora lusitaniae ATCC 42720, 909 nucleotides. It is a transcript of the gene MTW1, whose product is annotated as MIND complex subunit. The record is from RefSeq and is a predicted model, not a curated record. Gene Ontology annotation, cellular component: MIS12/MIND type complex; nucleus; chromosome, centromeric region. Gene Ontology annotation, biological process: kinetochore assembly; mitotic sister chromatid segregation; mitotic cell cycle. Lineage: Eukaryota; Fungi; Ascomycota; Pichiomycetes; Serinales; Metschnikowiaceae.
AUGAAUUCCAGUGACUACAGGGCAACAGCUCUUCUCUCAGAACACUUGGGCUUUGCACCUUUGACUUUAAUCGACGAAGUUAUCAAUGAUGUCAAUCAGAUCAUGUACAAUUGCACAGAUGCAUUGGAACGGUUUCUUUUGAAGCGGCGAGAAGUACAAGUGCAAGCACUUCAAAAUGCAAAACAGGGAUCUGGAAGUAAUCCAAAUCCAAUGAAUGGUGAUUAUGUCAGCUCUUCUGUGUUUCCGUUAGAAGAAAUCAAGCUGGGUGCAGCAGAGUUGGAAACCCUUUUGGUUUCUCAUGUUGACAAAAACUUUGACAAGUUUGAGCUCUAUACUCUUCGAAACAUUUUAACUAUCCCGAGGGAUCUUGUUGAAGGCGGCUGGAUAAGGCUCAAGCACCAUGAAGGACUUGAUCUAGGCUUAUCUUUAGAACUGAGUGAUGGGAGCAAUGCUAACGAAGUUAUGAAACAACUUAUUUCAAAUAUCAACCUCGAACUUCAGCUACGCAAAAUUCUCCUUUUGCAAAAAGCGAAGGCCACAAAGAUAAUCGGAUUGCUUAGGCAAUGCAAACUCUGCAUUGAAAAAGUCAUUCUGGCUAACAGUGGAACAUUACUUCCAGCUGAUGUUGCCAAAAUAUUGAAGCAACACUUGCAGCCUAUAAAUGAAAAUGUUUACUACCUCCUAAAUCAGGUGGAUGAGCUACUACUACAAGUUUUAAAAUUAAAUGAUAAAUUCAUGAAGGACAAGUCCUUGGAGGGUGUUCGGGACUUACGUUUCACUCCUACCAAUAGAGACUGUUAUGUUCAUGACAAGACGGUGCGAAUCUUGGAACAAAUAGGAAUUUUGGGUCCAGACGCCGGACAUAAUUCUCUGGCUACUGUUUUGUACUCUGCCUAUGCACACACAUAA